AUGUCAUUGAACAGAAAGAGGUCCGAAAAUGGAAAUGGAACUACGUCUGUGAAGAAAACGUCACAUAAUUUCCCCACGAUAGCUAAGCUAUAUUCGAUAAAAGCCGAGGAAACUCAUAUAUCACUUCCGCGUAAAUCAGGAGGGAUAGUUGUUGGGAGAAGCAGUGGGUGUGAUAUCAAAAUUAGUGGCGGUGAUGUAUCGUCGAAGCAUUGUCAAUUUUCGUUAGCCAACAAUGGGAACGGGCGAGAAUAUUUGUACCUCACGGAUAUGAGUUCCAAUGGAACCUUCUUAAAUGACGAGCUAAUUGGUAGAUCUACAACCACGCUAUUAAAAAGUGGUGACAAGCUUACAUUUGCCAAGACCGGCGGUGUCUAUGUGUUUCGCUAUGCGAUAGAUGAAAUUGAAGAAAGAAAUAGGAAAGUCUCAUUUUUCGAUGAUUAUAUAUUAGGUAAACAAUUGGGUUCUGGUCAUUAUGCAGUGGUGAAGGAAGCCAGAGAUCGUCAUUCAGGAGACAUUGUUGCAGUGAAAGUAUUCCACCCUAAUAAAAGUACCGCUACCAGCGCUGACUCGGAACUUGCGGAGAAGGAAGCUGCCAAGUUACAACAGGAAAUGAACCUUUUGUUGUCAAUUAACCAUGCUAACAUUGUGAGAUUCAUAUCAUACUAUGUAGAACCUUCGUCGUCGACUGGUCUCAGCACUACUUAUCUUGUAUUGGAGAAAAUGAACGACGGAGAAUUGUUCCAAAGGAUAGUCAACAAGCUGAAGUUAGGACAAGAAGAAACCAAAGCGAUGUUUCGUCAGUUACUCUCGGGAUUGGAAUAUUUGCAUAGUAACAAUAUUAUCCAUAGAGACAUUAAGCCGGAAAAUAUACUUUUGGAUAUAACGCCCCGUGUCUCUGCUCAACAGGCACAAACAGGUCCCUGGGACCAUGAUGAAAUCGACAUUAAGGUUAAGAUAGCUGACUUUGGAUUGGCAAAAUUCAUCGGUGAGCUCAAGUUUACCAAUACACUCUGUGGAACUCCCGCUUAUGUAGCUCCUGAGAUUUUGGACAAUACGCAUGAGAGAAGUUAUUCCACCAAGGUUGAUCUUUGGCUGAGUGGAGUCUUACUCUAUGUUUGCCUUUGUGGGUUCCCUCCUUUCAGCGACGAACUAGCACCACCAUCGAUGAGACAGCAAAUCUUAGAAGGGAAGUAUGCAUUCUAUUCUCCAUAUUGGGACGAAAUAAACGAUUCUGCCCUCGAUCUUAUAAGUUCCCUAUUGGUAGUGGAUCCCUUAGAAAGAUACGAUGUCAAGAGAACUUUGGGGCACUUCUGGUUUUCUGAACAAGAAGGUCAUUCUAAUAUAUCGCAGUCACAAUCACAAUCGGAGAUAGAAUAUAUGCAAGUUGAUGACAGUUUGAAUGCAUCAGCUCCGACUCAAACGAGCUUAUCUUCUGUAUCCGUUCAAAGGAGCCAGCCUCGAUCGAAUACUCAACCUCUAAGUUUGAGAGAUAGGUACACUUCAGAGUUGAACUUUGGAAAAUCCUCCAUGUAA
Molecule: messenger RNA, 1533 nt
Organism: Dujonia railenensis
Lineage: Eukaryota; Fungi; Ascomycota; Pichiomycetes; Serinales; Debaryomycetaceae
Source: the annotation of a GenBank genome assembly